This is a messenger RNA of Miscanthus lutarioriparius, 1455 nucleotides long. The record is from the annotation of a GenBank genome assembly. NCBI's taxonomy places the organism in Eukaryota, Viridiplantae, Streptophyta, Magnoliopsida, Poales, Poaceae.
AUGGGCAAAUUCAUGAAUGGCCAAACACCUCACACUUCAAGGAAUACAUACAUUGACAGAAUUAUGAGAAAUCUUAUGCAGUUGCGCUUGGCUUCUCGUCGGCGGCCAAUGAAGAAAGCAUACCACAGCCGAUGCAAUCAUCUGUACAGAAGAUUGCAGAGCUCAGCUUCAGUUUCAGCAUUGCUUUCAAUGGGGAGGCACUCCUGCUGUUACAAGCAGAAGCUGAGGAAGGGGCUCUGGUCUCCUGAGGAAGAUGAGAAGCUCAUGAACCACAUAACCAAGCAUGGGCAUGGAUGCUGGAGCACUGUCCCGAAGCUUGCAGGGCUUCAGAGGUGUGGCAAGAGCUGCAGGCUGAGGUGGUUGAAUUACCUGAGGCCUGACCUGAAAAGAGGUGCAUUCUCUCAGGAGGAGGAAGACCUUAUCAUUGAACUUCAUGCUGUACUGGGAAACAGGUGGUCUCAGAUUGCAACAAGGUUGCCUGGAAGAACUGAUAACGAGAUUAAGAAUCUCUGGAACUCAAGCAUCAAGAAGAAGCUCCGGCAGAAAGGCAUCGACCCCAACACCCACAAGCCCCUUGCUGAAGUUGAACACAGCAAAGCAGCUCCAACAAUCAGUACUGAGAGAACCUCUGAGUCCAGUGAUGUUGACCCUUCAAGUGGUGGUGCACUUGGCAACUUGAGCCAUCUUCUCAGCGAGACAGCACAAUCACCAGAGCUGCUGCCAGUGCUCGGUAAGCAUCGCAAAGAAACUACUAGCUUGGCACAUCUAAGGGUGCCGCCGAAGGAGUUAUUCCUUGACCAGCUUGUUUCUGGUCAUGAAAACCUCACUAGCUGCCGCUCAACAGGCCCAAUUCCAAAUUUCCCUUUCCAGCAGCUGAUGUGCUACAACAAUGAAUUUGGCAACAAGAAUGGUGGUAGUAACAAUUCAUUCUGGUUUAACCAGAAUGAGUCAAGUGGCAGCACCAUUUCCACUGUGAUGCCACCAGUUUCACCAUCAACUCUCUCAACAUCAACAGGGCUCAAUAGGUCACCAGACAAUCCACACUCUGGCAUUCAGAAUACCCAAUUCUACUGGGAAACUGCUAAUCCUAGCAGCAGCAGCAGUAGCGGAAGCAACGGCUUGGGAUUUGAGCUGCAAAGCACAAGUUCACUUCUGGAAAGUAGUGUUUUCCCAUGGACAGAUUUAACACCAGAUAAAAAUAGCCAAAUUCACCUUGAGGAAGAACUCAAGUGGCCUGACUUGCUCCAUGGAACAUUCACGGACACACCUGCAACCAUGCAGAAUCUUAGCCAGUCACUGUACGAAGAUGUUAUCAAGGCCGAGAGCCAAUUCAACAUAGAGGGCCUCUGUGCAGCCUGGUCUCAAAAUCUGCAGCCACAGCAACAUCUGCAGGUAGUAUCAGAUUUGUAUGACAAGGAUUUGCAGAGAAUGUCCUUGUCUUUUGAGAAUAUCUAG